Symbiodinium necroappetens is the source of this 1020-nucleotide messenger RNA. The record is from the annotation of a GenBank genome assembly. NCBI's taxonomy places the organism in Eukaryota, Dinophyceae, Suessiales, Symbiodiniaceae.
AUGGCCAUGGAUUCGGAUGUUGACAUGUCUGUCGGUUCGGGCGCGGUGCUCGAAGCGGAAGAGCAAGAAAGGUGGUUUGCUUGUGCCGGCUGUGAUCGCAUGGUGACCUCUCUCGUUCGACGGGGGCACCCCCACCCGGAGAAGCACCAUUAUUACGCAUACGCACACUGUUGUCUAGCCUGCGAAGAAGGGCAAGGACAUUCACAAGACGAGUGGGCAUGUGCCAGCGUGCCAGGCUCGCUAUUCCGAAAGAUCAAGUUUGGCUCGCGAGAACAGAAUUACCUGCUGCACAACCCCGGCGGUGCGAAACCUCUUCCUGUUCUGCUGUUUCUGCAUGGCGCGCACACCUACAUCUACCCAGAGACCUUAUGGUGGGACAUUGAGAAGCUCUUGGAGAACAACCGCACGGCUCGUGAGGAAUUCAUUGUCAUCGCACCCUUCGGAUCGGUUGGAGAGCCUGUAGUUCAUCCUUCUGAGUGGCUGAAAAGGAAUCGCUUCCAGAUUGAGGAGCCGUACGUAAAGUGUUUUGCUGUCGAGAUCCUUUGGGAGUUCUUCCUUGCAGCUCUGGACGAUCUGGGCAACAGAGCAGACCUUGCCCGCUUGCACGUCACGGGCUACAGCAUGGGAGGGCAAGCGACUUGGGGCCUCGCAUUUCGCUAUGGCUCCCUCCUUGCCUCCGUUUCUCCGAUGGCCGCUUGCUGCGCUUGGCCCAAGGACGCUUGGGACCAGGAGGAGUCCAUCUUCAGAGAGCUGGAGAAGCUUCCCUUGUGGUUCUUCGCUGGCGAGGCGGAUAGUCGGACCGUGACAUGGCGGGACUUCUUGUGGUUGGCUGACAAGCGCGGCCUCCCAAAGGAGGCAGCAACUCAGGACAUCGCGGUGGAAGGACAGACCGUCUCUGCCACAGUCUACACUUGGUCACCGAAUCUGCAUCUAGCGCUGCUCCGCGGGACGCGGACUAGUCACAGCAUGUGGGAUCCUGUCUACCACAACGAGGGCGCUUUCGGGCUCUUCACGAGAAUG